This is a messenger RNA of Labrus bergylta (ballan wrasse), 525 nucleotides long. It is a transcript of the gene crygs2, whose product is annotated as crystallin, gamma S2. Gene Ontology annotation, biological process: lens development in camera-type eye; visual perception. Gene Ontology annotation, molecular function: structural constituent of eye lens. The record is from RefSeq and is a predicted model, not a curated record. NCBI's taxonomy places the organism in Eukaryota, Metazoa, Chordata, Actinopteri, Labriformes, Labridae.
AUGGGCAGGAUCGUCUUCUACGAGGAGAAGAACUUCCAGGGCCGUCGCUAUGAGUGUGACAGCGACUGCUCCGACUUCCACACCUACCUGAGCCGCUGCAACUCCAUCCGUGUGGAGAGCGGCGCCUGGGUGGUGUACGAGAGGCCCAACUACAUGGGCUACCAGUACGUCCUGACCAGAGGAGAGUACCCGGACUAUCAGCGCUGGACGGGCGUCAACGACCACCUCAGCUCCUGCAAGAUGAUCCACUUUACCAGCGGGACCAUGUACAAGAUGCAGCUGUAUGAGAAGGCGGACUUCGGUGGUCAGGCCUACGAGACCUCAGAGGACUGCCCCUCCCUCGUGGAAAAGUUCCGCUGGAGAGAGGUCUACUCCUGCAAGGUCUACGACGGCUGGUGGGUUUUCUACGAGCACCCCAACUACCGCGGUCGCCAGUACUUCCUGGAGAAAGGAGAGUACCGCAAGCACGGAGACUGGGGCGCAGUCAGUCCCACCGUUCAGUCCUUCAGGCGCUUCACGGAGUAA